CGGAGACGGAGCCAGAGCUGGGAGCUGGUGCUCCAUGAGCAGCUCCAUGAUGGGGAGAAGUCCCACACGUGCGUGGAGUGUGGGAAGAGCUUCAGGUGGAACUGCGACCUGAUCAGGCACCAGAGGAUCCACACUGGGGAGAGGCCCUAUGAGUGUGGGGAGUGUGGGAAGAGCUUCAGCCAGAGCUCCGACCUGAUUGUGCACCAGAGGAUCCACACGGGGGAGAGGCCGUACAAGUGUUUCAAGUGUGGGAUGUGCUUCAGCCGGAGCUCCAGCCUGGUCCGGCACCAGAGGACCCACACUGGGGAGAGGCCCUACGAGUGUUCCAAGUGUGGGAAGGGGUUUCAGAACAGCUCUGAUCUCCUCCGGCACUAUCUGAGUCACAGGGAGGAAAGGCCUUUCCAAUGCCCCGACUGUGGAAAAGGAUUCAAGCAGAAUUCCACCCUCAUCACCCACCGGUGCAUCCACACUGGGGAGAGGCCCUACGAGUGUGAUAAAUGCAGGAAGAGGUUUCAGAACAGCUCCCAUUUCCUCCAGCACUAUCGGAUUCACACACAGGAGAGGCCCUUCCGCUGCCGCGACUGCGGGAAGGGAUUCAAGCGCAACUCCACCCUCGUCACCCACCGGCGCACCCACACUGGGGAGAGGCCCUAUGAGUGUGAUAAAUGCGGGAAGAGGUUUCAGAAGAGCUCCAAUCUCCUCCAGCACUAUUGGAUUCACACAGCGGAGAGGCCCUUCCAAUGCCCCGACUGCGGGAAGGGAUGCAAGUGCAACUCCACCCUCGUCACCCACCGGCGCAUCCACACUGGGGAGAGGCCCUUCGAGUGUUCCCAGUGUGGGAAGAGCUUCUCCAGCAGCUCUAACUUGACCCGACAC
Messenger RNA from Melospiza melodia melodia, 876 nucleotides. Its product is annotated as zinc finger protein 436-like. The annotation marks the transcript as partial. The transcript has a single exon. Lineage: Eukaryota; Metazoa; Chordata; Aves; Passeriformes; Passerellidae. The record is from RefSeq and is a predicted model, not a curated record.